AUGUCCUGCGCCACGCUCCGCAAAGUGGAGUCUCCGUGGUUGCCGCCAUCCAGAGAGUUGGACCGGUUGGCCGGCACGAAUACCGAACGGGAUCUAAUCCCGUUGUUCGAUUGCAGGGAGAUUUGCCCUCCUGAUUCCAGCACGGAAACUAUUCGUGCUGAGGAAGAGUUCUUCACCGAUGCGUUCUAUAAACAUCGGCGGUACAAUGGUAGCCGUGUACGAGACGGCAAAGCCUUGGUGCAGGGACGGAAUGCACUCCUCCACAACAUCGAGUGUAUUGGCCGUGAGGCUUGGCUCUCCAAACUUGAUGCCAUCGCAUCAGGUUUGAGAAACGCAACCCCGUCGAGGCGCGAUACAAGUGCACAGGCUUUCAAGAGAGGCAGGACUACCCUGUCUCUCGUGGGGUGA
This is a messenger RNA of Peronospora matthiolae, 408 nucleotides long. NCBI's taxonomy places the organism in Eukaryota, Oomycota, Peronosporomycetes, Peronosporales, Peronosporaceae. The record is from the annotation of a GenBank genome assembly.